AUGCCGACAGAAUUAGAAGAGCUCGUCGAGUUCCUGCACCACGGCAAUACGCAGAUCCGACAAGUCGCCGUGGAACAUGUCAUCGGAUACUCGCAAACAAACAUACCUCUCUUCAAGCGCAACCAGCUAGAGCCCGUCAAGGAUCUCAAGCUCCUCGUCAAAGACUAUACGGAGAUAGCGAAGAAUGCGCUCACCAUCCUCAUCAACAUCUCAUCAGACACCGAAAUCCUAACGGAGCUGGCCAAGGAUGACGCGCUGCUAGAGACGCUACUCUCACGGAUAACCAACCCCAAAGAGCAGAAUGCGAAUGAGAUCGCAAUGCUCCUCGCCAACAUGGCGAAGGAUGACUCACUACAAAGAGUCUUGGAGCUGAAGCGCGAUAUACCAAAGGAGCUGUCCAAGUCGACAUGGGCCAUGGAUCAGCUCAUGGACUGCUUUGUCAAAGGUGCUGAAGGGGCUUACAACAAGCAUGCAGAUUUCGAUUAUCUGUCGUACUUCUUCGCCGACUUGGCCAAGUUUCCAAAGGGCCGCGAAUACCUCACAACGCCCCAAGAGCACGAUUCGAACAUCAUCCCCAUCACAAAGAUCCAAGUCUUCACCGAUCACGCUUCGCAUAUCCGACGCCUAGGCGUAGCAUCCACGAUCAAGAACGUUUGCUUCCAUGUGCCCGCACACCCGGUUCUGCUCUCCAAUCUGUCUCCAGAUCCGAGCCUACCACCUCCUUCGAUCGGCGCGAACCUCUUACCUUACAUUCUACUCCCACUCAUGGGCCCAGAAGAAUAUUCUGAUGAGGACACUGAGGGUAUGUUGGAUGAAUUGCAAUUGCUCGAGCCGGACAAGGAGCGCGAGAAGGACGUGGAAAUCAUGAAGACGCAUCUGGAAUCCUUGUUGCUACUAAGCACUACAAAAGAAGGCCGAGCGGCAUUGAGGGGGGUCAAGGUGUAUCCCAUUGUGAGGGAGUGUCAUCUGCAUACUGACGAUGAAGGCGUUCGGGAAGCGUGUGAUCGCGUGGUGCAGAUCCUGAUGAGGGACGAGGAGGGCGAAGAGACAGCCAUGCCAGAUGCUGUUGGUGGGGGUGGGGGUGGAAAGAUGGUGGAACUGAAGAAUGAAGAGGAGGAUGAAGAUGAGCAAAUCAUUGAUAUUUUAUAG
Messenger RNA from Cucurbitaria berberidis CBS 394.84, 1149 nucleotides. RefSeq names its product DUF383-domain-containing protein. NCBI's taxonomy places the organism in Eukaryota, Fungi, Ascomycota, Dothideomycetes, Pleosporales, Cucurbitariaceae. Bases 1 to 1149 code for a protein of 382 amino acids. The record is from RefSeq and is a predicted model, not a curated record. The transcript has 4 exons.